Messenger RNA from Neurospora crassa OR74A, 1097 nucleotides. RefSeq lists its product as hypothetical. Lineage: Eukaryota; Fungi; Ascomycota; Sordariomycetes; Sordariales; Sordariaceae. The transcript is spliced from 2 exons. Bases 57 to 617 code for a protein of 186 amino acids. The record is from RefSeq and is a predicted model, not a curated record.
CCUCAGUCUACCUAAUCUGUCACCACCAGUAACACCCACGUUACCACAUCGCAAAGAUGCACCUCCUCCCAUACCUUACCGUCCUCGCCACUGCCUUCACGGCCCUAACCUCUGCCGUCGCCCUCUCCCAGUCCGAAUCCAAAGCUGUUGAAUUCCGCACCUACGGUGGGGACAAGUGCCUCUGCGAAGACGAUGCCAACCUCCUCCGGGACGCCUACGUCCGCAUGAUCAGCGUCUGGAACCCGGCCGAUGCCAAGUACCUCACAGACGACUUUAGAGACACAAGCGGUAGCAUCAACAUUUUGAUUGGGAAGCCGUUGGAUGGAUCGGUGCCUACGUUUGCGAACAAGCAGGAGUUUGUGGAUCAUAUGACUGUGAUGCCCGACAACCUCCCCCUCCAAGUGACCUUCUCCACCUUCAACUGCAAGUACAUCACGCUCAUCUGGACCGCCACGUUUGGCGUCGCCCAAAAGGCCGUGCGCGGCAUCGCCGUCGUGGGAACCGUGUACGACAAGAAGAAGAAGAUGUGGCUGAUUAAUAGCCUGGAUGUUGAGUGGAACUCGAUGGCUUAUCUUUUGGAUAUUGGGGGCAGCUAUCAGGUGCCUGGACAGCCAUAGAUUGCUUUCCUGGUUUCUAGGAGGGGGGCGCUGGUUGGAGCGACGGUCGGGAGUGAAGAUUCCAUUUUGAGAAGGAGGCCAGGGAAGGGAGGGGAAAGGUGCUGCGGUAACGCGGUAGUGGAAGCAGGGACGAGAAUGGGGUGGAAUGUAAAUAUUUCGUGAUGAUUGGGUAACUCGCGGACCGAAGCGCAAAGGGGUCAAGGGGGAUCUCGGGUGCCGAGCCGGGAACAGACAUUCCAUUCAAGGUUGGCGGCAUCGGUUUGCAUGCAAGGGACUGGACCCGGUGCAGCAUGUGUCACGCAUGGUGCCUGGCUUCCAUGUUUUUGUGUUCCUGCACAGUUGUAUCUACUGUUUGUCGUCGGAUGAUGAUAGUUAGGUCAGUUGAUGGAUAUAAUGAGAUGGAUCUGCUUGCAAUUGAGUUGCAACUCACCGGUGUUGUAGGUUAGGUACGAGAAUGAAGUUUUUCCUUCUGGAUUUUUC